AUUGCAAAGUUGAAGCAUUUGGAAGAAUCAUACACAGGUUUGAUAAUCGUAGGAGGCAGUGGGUGGGUGAAUUGGGAUUCGGAGGCCUUUAUCACUUGUGCGGGAAACAGUUACCGCGGAACUUCGUGUACUGGUUGAUGAGUCGUGUGGACCCUGUAAACGAGGUAUUUAGGGGGCCGAAUGGAUUAGAUGUCCCCAUGAAAAAAAACCAGAUACGGUGGAUAUUUGGACUUCCAAAUGGGGAGAAGGUUAUUCCCACAACUGAAGUCGAUGUUGAUGAACAAAUGAAAACCUUGGGACAACAUAUACAAAGGGUAUAUGGGCGGAUAUGGGAGAGUGUUAACCCUAAUAAUUGAGGUGCUGUGAUUACAACAAAUGCAAUUCCGGUGAAUCCUAAAUUUCUUGAAAGAUUGGAGGGUCACUGGGGGGAAAUGACGAGGAGGAGUUUAAGACGAUGUUUUGGAAUGGUUCUUUGUCCAAUACAAUGUGGAAGAUUGAGUGCGGAUAUGACAUAUGCGUGCACACUUGGAAUGCAAGCACGUGAAUAUGAUUGGUGCAAGCUAGUAUACGAGUUCUUCAUUGAUAGGGCCAAAGUGUUCUGUAGGGACUUCUACACAUAUGGAUGGACCAAAGGAGUAGGUGGUUGCAGCAUGUACUUAGUGAUUUUGUAUCUUGAUCGACUAGAUAGACUGCCCGUGCAAUGGGGCGUUUUUCCUAGGCUGAAGGCAUGGGAUAUGAAGGAGAUUAUAAAAGCAAAACAAGCUGAUCGACAUCCGGGAACAAAAGGGGACUACGGCUGUCUCAGGGUUAGUAUAAGUUAUCUCUUCGUAGAUGAAUUGUCUAAAAAAUCUUUGGUAUAUAAUUUAGCAAUGUUUAUGAAACACUAUAUGAGUUAUUUUGUAAAAAACUAAGGUGUCUUGCUUAUUAAAUAAUAUUUGGUAUAUAAUUAUAGUAAAGAUUAUCAAAGGUUUACAGUACUAUCUAAAUUUGAUAAUACAUUGUCUUACAAAAUUAAAGAACAAUUUCAGUUCUUUAUAUAUUUAAUAAAAAUAUGGGCACAGGAUUUAAUAAUCUACCAUUCUAAAAGUUCAGCCAGAAUUGAUUUUGUGUUGUUGAGGAUCACUAUGAGUAUGGAACUGUCCGUGUAAACCUUAAUACACUUUAUAUUUUAUAAACUUUGUAGAGUAUAGCCUUAAUUUUACAGUACACUGUCUACAUUAUUGUCCACUGUUCACUGUAGAGUGUCUUAAUUUUAACACGUUGCUAAAUGUAAUAUACAAUACAUUUAUAUUAGACUUUGGCUGAAUUUUACAGUAACCUUUCUUCGAAUGUAAAUAUGAUUUAGUAAAAACUUGCUAUGAAAAUAUACAAAACUAGCAUGUUGACAACUGAUAAACAAAAAAUUAUAUUUCUAAUUACAAUUUGAUAUUUUUGUAUGUUGUUGUGUGUUGUUGUUGCGUACGGGGAUACACAACAUCCGAGGGCCACUAAGGACAGUGAAGGUCCGGUUGAAGAGGUAUAUAUUCCGGCAAUAGAAGAUGAAAAACUUAGGUUAAAACCAAGGAGGAAAGGAAAUAGUGAAAGGAAUCCAUUUAAGAUGAAGAAGAUGGCUAAAGAUAGGGCAAAAGUACAACGUAUCGAGUUAGUUCGCUUGGAAUUCAAUAUGGAAACUGACGGUCGGAUAGAUUGUGGAUUAGAAACCCUUAAUGAGGAGCCUCCUUUAACACCCCCACCUCGACCUCCACCUCGACCUCCACCUUCACCUCCUCCUCCUCCACCACCACCACCACCGAAGGUUACACCUCCUCCUCCUCCACCCUCACCAAAGGUUACACCUCCACCACCACCAAAGGUUACACCUCCUCCUCCACCCUCACCAAAGGUUACACCUCCACCACCUCCUCCACUCCCACCAAAUGUUACACCUCCUCCUCCUCCUCCACCCCCACCAAAGUGUAUUGUUGAUGCUUACGGGGAUACACAACACCCGAGGGCCAUCAAGGCCAUUGAUGGUCCUGUUGGAGAGGUAUAUAUUCCGGCAAUCGAGAAUGAAAAAUUCAGGUUAAAACCAAGGAAUGAAGGAAAUAGUGAAAGGAAUUCAUUGAAGAUGAGGAAGAUGGCUAAAGACAGGGAAAAAGAACAACGUAUCGAGUUAGUUCGCUUGGAAUUCGAUAUGGAAACUGACUGUCAGAUGGACUGUGGAUUGAAAACCCUUAAUGAGGAGCUUCCUUUAACACCCCCACCUCGACCUCCACCUCCAUAUCCCCAUCCACCACCACCACCACCACCACCACCACCAAAGGUUACACCUCCACCUCCUCCACCACCCUCACCAAAGGUUACACCUUCACCUCCUCCUCCACCCCCACACCCACCAAAGGUUACACCUCCAACUCCUCCUCCUCCACCCCCACACCCACCAAAGGUUACACCUCCAACUCCUCCUCCUCCACCCCCACCUAAGGUUUCACCUCCACCUCCUCCUCCUCCUCCACCUCCACCUCCACCUAAGGUUACACCUUCACCUCCUCCACCCCAACCUAAGGGGACACCUCAUGAAGGUCCUAGCCCGAAGUGGAUCACACCAUUUCCAACAAGUCAACAGAUGGUUAGUCAACCAAUGGCCUCACCAUUACCUUGGGCUUUGGAUAUUGAUAAGGGCAAAGCUCUUGUGUGCGGGUUGGAAACUUGGAAUCCCCUCCAACAAUACUUAAUACGACAUGUGAAAAUAGGAAGGUUGAACUCAUUGCUUCAAGUGCCUUACUUUUUCAGAGGUCACAACCGCGGCGUGAGAAGAAAAAGAGGAUAUCAUGUACCAAUUUAGACCGUCAUUUAUAAUUGGGCUAACUGCUACAUGUACACCCAGGCAUGAUUACAAUGUAUCGAAACUUUGAAAAGCUAAAGGGAACAGACACGAUAAGGAAGGCGAAUAUUGAGAACCGGUGUACUUUUUACGCACAAAUAUAACCAGAUUGAUCGAGCAUUUAGGUUUGAUGUCUGUGCCAUGCUACUUUUGGGUUGUCAUGUACGUAUCUGGGUCCAAAUUUAAUGGUUUUUCUUUAGUAUGGAGUAAUCAAGAAUCCAAAGUUUUAUCAUAUGAUAUGAAGUAUUGUUUAAUGAUUAAAACUUGAUGUUCAUUUUUUUAUGACUUGACCAGUGCAUACUUGAUGAAGAU
Spinacia oleracea (spinach) is the source of this 3175-nucleotide messenger RNA. Its product is annotated as formin-like protein 5. The coding region runs from base 1436 to 2824 and encodes 462 amino acids. The transcript has 5 exons. The record is from RefSeq and is a predicted model, not a curated record. Lineage: Eukaryota; Viridiplantae; Streptophyta; Magnoliopsida; Caryophyllales; Amaranthaceae.